This is a messenger RNA of Spodoptera exigua (beet armyworm), 816 nucleotides long. The record is from the annotation of a GenBank genome assembly. Lineage: Eukaryota; Metazoa; Arthropoda; Insecta; Lepidoptera; Noctuidae.
AUGCAGUACAGGAUCAGCAGUGAGCGCGAGUGUUGGCUCAGUGGGCAGUGCACCGCGCGGUAUGCGGGUCACGGUAACGGUGUGCCUCACUCGCUGGCUCCCUGCGCACGCGCCGCCGUGCGCCUCAACUGGAGCGCGGAGUCGCGACCCACUGCCCACUGCAUGACUUAUUUUGUGAUCAUGUUAUGUAUGAGCUCGCGGCUGGCGCUGCCGGAGCCGACACAGUCCCCGACGGAGCCGGCGUCGGAGCCCCGCGAGCGGGACGACGCACUCGCCGACUCGGAGGAGCCGCCAGAGGGAUACUACGCGUUUGUUGAGUCACCAAAUGCCACACCGCCACGAGUGCGCCCUCCUCCGUACCGACAAGUGACGUCAUCGUGUCCCGAGGUAGAGUCGAACAAGCCGCACGUGUCGGCCAACAACCUGUGCGGGGACCUCAACCGCGGCCUCAUUCCCCGGAACCCCAUGGGGCAGAACCCCAACGGGGAGCCCUACCCCUUCGAGUUGAUCCGCAACGAGACGCUCCGCUUCCUGUCCCGCACGCUGCCCGUGCUGCGCGCCGACGACACGCUGCCCCGCGUCGCGCAUCUACCGCACGGCCCCGCGCCCGGCCCCGGACCCGGCCCCAGCCCCGGCCCCGCCGCCCCCAGCCCCGCGCCCGACGCCCACGCCGUGCCCGACCUGCAGCACAACCGGUUGGAGGAGCGCAGCAAGAGGUCGGCGGAGGAAGAGGUCCCGACACAGUCACUCCGCGCCGAGCACCGCGCGGCCGACGCGCGCGACUCGCGCAAGUUCUGCGACAACGGAGGCGUGUGA